Arxiozyma heterogenica is the source of this 1494-nucleotide messenger RNA. It is a transcript of the gene SAD1, whose product is annotated as mRNA splicing protein SAD1. Bases 1 to 1494 code for a protein of 497 amino acids. Lineage: Eukaryota; Fungi; Ascomycota; Saccharomycetes; Saccharomycetales; Saccharomycetaceae. The transcript has a single exon. Gene Ontology annotation, biological process: protein deubiquitination. The record is from RefSeq and is a predicted model, not a curated record. Gene Ontology annotation, molecular function: cysteine-type deubiquitinase activity; zinc ion binding.
AUGAUGAGAAAUAAAAUAAAGAAUUAUUUGGAAAAUGAGCAGGAAAACAGGGAUAUUACCCCUAAGUCCAAACGGAUAAAGACCCAACAUGCCUACGACAUAGUAGAACUUAAAAGAAACAUAAAUUUACAAAAAUUAGACCUUGAGUUGCCUGUGUACUGUUCUACUAACCAUUCCACAAAUAAUAUUUAUUGUUGUUUACAGUGUGGGAACUUUUUUCAAGGCCGUAAUCAGUACUCGCCUGCAUUUCAACAUUCAAUCACCUCAAGAACAAAUACUACACCACACAAUUUGUUUGUCAAUCUUCAAACAACAGAGUUUUUUUGGUUACCUCAAAAUAUCAAAGUUAAUUUAGAUGAAAUUGAUAAUGAUAGUUUAAAAGCUUUACUUAUACAAUUGAAAUGUUGUAUAAAACCAACUUUUAAUAAUGGUCUGAUAAAAAAAAUGCCUUACAACUGUUAUACUUUAAUCGAUAAAGAUAAAUAUAUUACGGGAUUCAUAGGUAUAAAUCAAUCACAUUCUUCUAAUUUGUCUAUAGGACAUAUUAAUGUCAUUCUUUUAUUAUUAGCACAUAUAAAGCCCAUUAGAGAUUAUUUUUUAUUGAACACAAAGAUGGAGAACGAGAUAUCAAAUAAUAGAUUAAUAAAUAUUGUCUCUCUUUUAAUACAAAAAUUAUGGUCACCAGUUUUACUAAGGCCACAUAUUUCAUCGUCUAAAUUAAUUAAUAAUUUGAUGAUUGAACAUAAUUCCAUAUUUCUUAAAGACGGGAUAAAUAAUAAUAAUCCAAGGACAAUUCUAAAUUGGCUAAUUAACAAAUUUUCUAACAAUGAAAAUAAUAGUCCCUUAAAACAAAUUUUAAUACAAUCAUGUAGAGGCCAUCUGAUACAGUUUUUAAAGACAGAAGAAGUGAAAUCAAUACCUUUUUGGAAUAUUACUUUAAAUCUACCACGUCUUUCCUACUUUAAAGAUGGUAGAAAUGUUAAUGAUCUUCUUCAAGUUAAAUUAGAAGAUUUAAUUAAAGAGAAAUUUUAUUCAAGAAUGACUGAAAAUGAAAAGAAAGAAGAGAAUGAUAAUUCUAAUAAAUUGUUGCCUGACUACGAAAUCAAAGUUUUGCCUAAGUAUCUGAUUAUUUAUUUUAACAGAUAUGAUUCUAUUUUAAAUGGGAGUAAUAUUAAACAGGAACAAUUUCCGAUAAGGAAUAGAAAUCAAACAAUAAUUGAGUUUCCAAUGAAGAUGUGUUUAACUUCAAAGAAUAUUAUAAAUAAUCAAGAUCAAAUAUUGAAACACUACUAUAGAUUACAAAGUAAUAUCAUAAAUGAAGUAAAGGCUAAUGCAGAUCUAUCCAAAGAUGAUAUAAAUCAUUGGAAGAUCCAAAUAUAUAAUGAAAAGAAUGCUCAGUGGUAUGAAAUCUGUGAUCUUAAAACCACUUUGAUUGAAGCAGAGUUAAUGUUUUUAAAAGAAACUUAUCUCCAAGUGUGGGAAAGAAUAGAAUAA